Molecule: messenger RNA, 1548 nt
Organism: Topomyia yanbarensis
Lineage: Eukaryota; Metazoa; Arthropoda; Insecta; Diptera; Culicidae
Exons: 4
Coding region: 1-1548 (515 amino acids)
Source: RefSeq, a predicted model, not a curated record
AUGGUCCACAGUCCAUGGUCGACAGUCCACAGCCAACAGUCCACAGGGCACAGUCCAUGGCCCACAGUCCACAGCCAACAGCCAAUAUUCAACAGUCCACAGUCUACAGGGCACAUUCCACAGUCCACAGUCCACAGUCCGCAGUCCAUAGACCACAGUCCUCAGACCACAGUCCACAGUGCACAGUCCACAGUCAACAGUCAACAAUCAACAGUCCACAGUCAACAGUCAAUAGUCAACAGUCAGCAGUCAACAGUCAACAGUCCACAGUCCACAGGGCACAGUCCACAGUCCACAGGGCACAGUGCACAGUCCACAGUCCACAGUCCACAGUCCACAGUCCGUAGUCCGCAGUCCAUAGUCCACAGUCUACAGUCUACAGCCCACAGUCCACAGUCCACAGUCCACAGUCCACAGUCCACAGUCCACAGUCCACAGUCCACAGUCCACAGUCCACAGUCCACAGUCCACAGUCAACAGCCAACAGUCCACAGUCAAUAUCCACAGUUCACAGUCCAGAGUGCACAGUCCACAGUCCACAGUCCACAGUCCGUAGGCCGCAGUCCACAGUCCACAGUCUACAGUCUACAGUCUACAGUCCACAGUCCACAGUCCACAGUCCACAGUCCACAGUCCACAGUCCACAGUCCACAGUCCACAGUCCACAGUCAACAGUCAGCAGUCAACAGUCAGCAGUCAACAGUCAUCAGUCAACAGUCCACAGGGCACAGUCCACAAUCCACAGUCCGCAGUCCACGAUCCACAGUCAACAGUCAACAAUCAACAGUCAUCAGUCAACAGUCAACAGCCAACAGUCCACAGUCAAUAGUCAACAGUCAACAGUCAACAGACAACAGUCACAGUCCAAAAUUCACAAUACACAUGCCACAGUCCACAGUUCACAGUCCAGAGUGCACAGUCCACAGUGCACAGUCCACAGUCCGUAGUCCGCAGUCCACAGUCCACAGUCUACAGUCUACAAUCCACAGUCCACAGUCCACAUUCCACAGUCCACAGUCAACAGUCAGCAGUCAACAGUCAUCAGUCCACAGGGCACAGUCCACAAUCCACAGUCCGCAGUCCACAGUCCACAGUCAACAGUCAACAAUCAACUGUCAACAGUCGACAGUCAUGAGUCAACAGUCCACAAUCCACAAUCCACAACCAAAGUCCACAGUCCACAGUCCUCAGACCACAGUCCACAGUGCACAGUCCACAGUCAACAAUCAACAGGUAACAAACAACGGUCAACAGUCGAUAGUCAUCAGUCAACAGUCAACAGCCAACAGCCAACAGUCCACAGUCAACAGUCAACAGACUACAGUCAAUAGUCCAAAAUUCACAAUACACAUUCCACAGUCUACAGUCCACAGUCCACAAUGCACAGUCCACAGUACACAGUCCACAGUCCACAGUCCGCAGUCCGUAGUCUACAGUCCACAGUCUACAGUCCACAGUCCACAGUCCACAGUCCACAGUCCACAGUCCACAGUCCACAGUCCACAGUCAACAGUCUGCAGUCAACAGUCAACUGUCAAUAGUCGAUAG